GUUUUUGUAUUUGUCGUUGUGUUUGUAUCCCAACUUAGUUUAUUUAGCGUGCGGUCAGUGCAGCUGAAAGCUCAUGAUAUUACCGGACCGAUGUCCGGUUAACUGUGGUAGCGAGCCGCUGACAAACAAAGCUACAUCUCUAGCCACAAUUGUGGCAUCAUGUCUGACAAAAGUGAGUUGAAAGCAGAGCUUGAAAGGAAGAAGCAACGCUUGGCACAAAUCAGAGAGGAGAAGAAGAGGAAGGAGGAGGAACGGAAGAAGAAAGAGGCAGAUCAGUUGAAAGAUGCUGCAGUUCAUCAAGAUGACUCUGACCUGGAGAAAAAAAGGCGUGAGGCUGAUGCCCUGCUGCAGAGUAUGGGCAUAACUCCAGAGGUUCCUGUUGUCCCUCCUCCCAUGUCUCCAACUGCCAAAUCAGCGGGCACGCCAAGUGAGGCAGGGAGCCAGGACUCUGAUGGAGCCGUGGGGCCCAGGACUCUGCACUGGGACUCUGAUCCGUCCACCCUUCAACUUCACUCUGAUUCUGAGCUGGGGCGAGGAACUCCAAAACUGGGAAUGGCCAAAGUCACACAAGUGGACUUCCUUCCACGUGAGAUUGUGUCAUACACAAAAGAGACCCAGACUCCCGUCAUGGCCCAGCAAAAAGAAGAGGAUGAAGAGGAGGAAGAAAAUGCUGCCCCUCAACCAGUAGUCGAGACACCAACUGAGAAACUGGACCAGAAGGAGGAGGAGGAGGAAGCACCCCCCCAUGAGCUGACAGAGGAGGAAAAACUCCAGAUCCUGCACUCAGAGGAGUUUGUGAAUUUCUUUGACCACAGCACUCGUAUUAUUGAGCGAGCUCUAUCAGAGCACGUGGACCUCUUCUUUGACUACAGUGGCCGUGACCUGGAGGAGAAGGAGGGUGAAAUCCAGGCCGGAGCAAAGCUCUCUCUGAACAGGCAGUUCAUGGAUGAGCGCUGGUCUAAACAUCGUGUCGUCACCUGCCUCGACUGGUCCCCCCAGUAUCCUGAACUCCUGGUUGCCUCAUACAACAACAACGAGGAUGCACCUCAUGAGCCAGAUGGCGUGGCUUUAGUGUGGAAUAUGAAGUACAAGAAAGCUACACCGGAGUAUGUCUUUCAUUGCCAGUCUGCCGUAAUGUCGGCUGCGUUUGCCAAGUUCCACCCUAAUGUUGUGGUGGCGGGCACAUACUCAGGACAGAUUGUCCUGUGGGACAAUAGGAGCAACAAGAGGACCCCAGUACAAAGGACUCCCCUGUCAGCAGCAGCACACACGCAUCCGGUUUACUGUGUGAAUGUGGUCGGCACCCAGAAUGCCCACAACCUGAUUAGCAUCUCCACUGACGGCAAGAUGUGCUCAUGGAGUCUGGACAUGCUUUCACAGCCACAGGACAGCUUGGAGCUAGUGUUCAAGCAGUCCAAAGCUGUGGCUGUCACCUCCAUGUCUUUCCCUCUCGGAGAUGUCAACAAUUUCGUGGUGGGCAGCGAGGACGGCUCUGUCUACAUGGCCUGUCGUCAUGGAAGCAAAGCAGGCAUCAGUGAGAUGUUUGAGGGCCACCAUGGGCCCAUCACAGGGAUCCACUGCCACACAGCUGCAGGACCUCUGGACUUCUCCCACCUGUUUGUCACCUCCUCUUUCGACUGGACGGUCAAGCUGUGGAGCACUAAGAACAACAAACCCCUGUAUUCGUUUGAGGACAACUCGGAUUACGUGUACGAUGUCAUGUGGUCUCCGACUCACCCCGCUCUGUUUGCUUGUGUGGACGGAGUCGGACAUCUCGACCUGUGGAACCUCAACAAUGACACCGAGGUCCCUACCGCCAGCAUCACAGUAGAUGGUAACCCAGCACUCAACAGGGUCAGAUGGGCUCAGUCUGGCAGGGAAAUUGCUGUGGGAGACUCUGAUGGCCAAAUUCUUGUGUACGAUGUUGGAGAGCAAAUUGCCAUUCCACGAAACGAUGAGUGGACCCGUUUUGUUCGCACGUUGACAGACAUCAACGAGAACAGGGAUGAUGCAGAGGAGCUGGCAGCUCAGCGCCUCGCUGCCUGAUCUUGUUAACAUGGGACCAGUGUUGUGCUCCUUAAUUUUAAUUGAAGAAAAAGAUGUGAUGACAGCAUAACUGGAGGAAAAGGUGAAGUUUUGAUCACAAAGAAGUAUGGACAUCUUUUGCUUUCUUACACCUUUAGUUUGGACAACUCUGCCUUCUCAGUUAGCUUUACCGUCACCAGUCUUCCUUGAAGUAAAGCAAGUGACAGGACUGUCAACCUCAGACGCUAACAUGAAGCCAUAUUCACAAACACAAACAGUCCUCUUUUCUAUAACCAGAUGCCUUAAGGUUUAAUUUGAAUCUUGAUUGUAAAACCCCUACUUGUCUUUAUUUACAGCACAUUAACACGAGCCUUAAUUUUGAGUUACUGUAGGUACUCCACUCUGCAUAUUCAUUAAAAACACUCAAACCUGUUCUCCAUUUCUACCAAAGUUGUAGCAAAGCAAUCACAUCUUUGAAGAUCCAGGAAUGUAAACAUCUCACAGCUGUAGCCCAUGUUGUCAUCUCUGUUCCCUUUGACUUGAUUACCCCAAAUGUUCACUUAUUUGUAUAAUACUGGAAUGUCCAAGAUCCACAUGUCUUUCUACUUUAUACUGUAUACUGCAUCAGAUUCCACUUAAUCAGUGCAGCUGACUAGACUUAAGAUAGCUGGAAUAUCGUCAAUGCUGUAACUGCUCAGUGAUUUCCAGAUCUGUGAUGAACGUUAAUGGGAUCAGAACAGAGAUCAUUUGUUUCCACAAGAAUCUCAAAGCUUGGUGUCAAACCUGAGACUGUACUUUUCACACAGUAGAAACAAACAGUUUGAAUGAUUUAUUUCAAUAAAAUACAAUAAAUACAUUUAAAUUA
This is a messenger RNA of Monopterus albus (swamp eel), 2890 nucleotides long. RefSeq names its product dynein, cytoplasmic 1, intermediate chain 2a (gene dync1i2a). The transcript has 17 exons. Lineage: Eukaryota; Metazoa; Chordata; Actinopteri; Synbranchiformes; Synbranchidae. The coding region runs from base 160 to 2046 and encodes 628 amino acids. Gene Ontology annotation, biological process: transport along microtubule. Gene Ontology annotation, molecular function: dynein heavy chain binding; dynein light chain binding. The record is from RefSeq and is a predicted model, not a curated record. Gene Ontology annotation, cellular component: cytoplasmic dynein complex.